UAUCUGAUAACGGUUUCCCUACUUUCACUUGACAUUUUCACUUACUGAGGAAAAAAAUGGCCAACGAAAAGUUAAUGAAAGGACAUAUUCUAGAUUUUGCCGCACAGAUGAAAAAGUUGGUGAACUGCAAAGACCACAGUGACAUCAAAUUUCUGAUAGGGCCAAACAGAAAACCGAUCUACGCUCACAGGUGCAUUCUCUCGACUCGAUGUGCCGUAUUCAAGGCUAUGUUCAAUGACCAGGCACAGAGGGGGGAGGGGGCACAGAAUGCCAAUGUGCCAUUUGUACUGACUGACAUCUCCCCAGAAAUUUUCACUGCCAUGAUGGAGUUUAUCUACACAAACUGUGUGACUCUCACACCAAAGAUUGCGAUUGACACCUUGGCAUCGGCUCUGGAAUAUGGACUGGAUGAACUUAGAAAGCUAUGUGGGGAUUUCCUCAUUGACAACCUCAGUGUACAGAAUGCAUGUGAGUGUAUGCAAGCUGCAGUGACGUAUAGUCAACAGGAGUUAAAGGAACACACCAUCCGCUACAUAGAGGAACACACCGAGAAUGUCUUCAAAUCCAAAGCAUUUCAAGAACUGGGAGAAGAUGCACUAAUAGAAAUUUUGAAGUCUGAUGAGCUGAUGGUAGAUGAGGCUGACAUCAUCAAGUAUAUCAAGGAGUGGGCCACUGUCAAUGCUGUGGUGCUUAAUAAGUCAAUGAGUGAGGUGGCCCGGAGAAUUGUCGGCCAUGUCCGGCUGGCCCUUCUAUCAGCAGAGGAGCUGGAGAAAUCCGAAAAAGACAACAAGAAAGACAACUUGAUACCAGUGGAGUGCUAUAGCGGAGCAUGGAAGUUCCAUGCCACCAAAAAGGGAGAUAAAUCUAAUCCUCUGUUGACAAAACGGAAGGGGACAACUGAGCGUGCUCACCAUCAAACCCUGGAGUAACCAAUCAAAACUAAGCUACACCGGAAAGCCCAGUCCAGCUAGAUAUUAUAGAAAGGCUUACUUUUUUUCCGUGGGAAUUCUCAUUUUAUGCCAGUGCUUGCAUUGAAAUUGAACCUUUUUCGAAAGCUCACUGUGAUAUACAUUGAUGUGGUAUCUAAAUAUUUAACCUGAUUGGGCAGAGUCAAAAGAACAGAUGAUUUUGAAUGGAGUUAUCUCUCCAUUACACGAGCUAGGAAAGUACCAGUGUAAAAAAUAUUACUUUUUUUUUUUUUACAUCCAUCUCAAGCAUUAUAAAGGGCAUUUACAACAUGAUGGAUUACGUCAGUUUUCACUUGAAACGCUGAUGAAAUAUUAGUAUUAGAUAUAACUUGAAAUCAUGUGUAAUAUAAAUUAAUCUUUAUAUUUGAUGCAUGUAAAAUUAGUUCAUGAUUAUAAGUAAUGAAAUUUGUUUUUCAAAAUGAUGUUAUACAAUUUUUUUUUAGAGUAACCUUUCAGACAACUAAAGUGUCAGUGAUUGGUUUUAACGUGUCAUUACAAAGGUUUCGCUAUACUUUAAAAAAAACAAAUUAACACCCAGAAGACAGGAUGGGGAAAGUUUUUUCUGUUCUAACUUAGUAUCAUAAUUUUACUCCGAUCUUAAUUUCGACCCCCCCCCCCCCCAAUGGUUUUAAAAAAUAAUUUCUUGAGAUUUUUUAUGGUAUACAUAUAAUUUUGUGAGUGGGCAUAUCGGAAACGUAACUGUUAUUUUUGGCUUGACCCCGCCCAGUGAAGUUAUAUGAUCCAGGCAAUAUGGACGUUCAUUUUCAGUCUGUGACAAUGUACAAUGGAAACAAUGAAAUAAAAUUCGCUGGUCGAGAUGUAGUUAACACACGUAAGUAAUUGAUUAAAGUAACACUUAAUUUAUGGAGAAAAGAGUCAGCUAAUGUUAGAAAUUUAAUUAGAAAUUGCAUUGAUUAACACGCUAUUAUCACAAAGUGUUUGGACAUCAACCUUGCUUGACAUGUCCUUUAAUUUUUCCUCGCUAUAAAUACGCAUCGAUUCAUUGGUCUGUGCAUUGUAACUUGUACUGUUAUAUAAUGUCAAACGAGAAACUUUCAGAUAAUAUUAUGAUGUCGGAAAUAUACUCUUGGACUGUUGAUAAUUUGGUUUCUUUUAUUAUUAUUAAUAUUUUAACUUUGUUUCAUGUGUUUACAUAUUACCAUGCCAUAUACACACGUGUAUUUUUAUGUACUUAUCAUUCACAUCUUAAUAAAUUGUUAUUCUCACC
Ostrea edulis (European flat oyster) is the source of this 2196-nucleotide messenger RNA. Its product is annotated as BTB/POZ domain-containing protein 19-like. Lineage: Eukaryota; Metazoa; Mollusca; Bivalvia; Ostreida; Ostreidae. The transcript has 7 exons. Bases 57 to 929 code for a protein of 290 amino acids. The record is from RefSeq and is a predicted model, not a curated record. Gene Ontology annotation, molecular function: protein binding.